Messenger RNA from Aspergillus sclerotioniger CBS 115572, 1258 nucleotides. Its product is annotated as oxygenase MpaB family protein. Gene Ontology annotation, molecular function: oxidoreductase activity. Lineage: Eukaryota; Fungi; Ascomycota; Eurotiomycetes; Eurotiales; Aspergillaceae. The record is from RefSeq and is a predicted model, not a curated record. The transcript has 2 exons. The coding region runs from base 145 to 1050 and encodes 301 amino acids.
GCGCAAGGCCAUCAGGUGCAAUACGAGAGUCGGCUUUGUCAUGCUUGCUUUUGCGCGGCUGACUUAGUAAACUCCGUCGGUCUGCACAUCGGGCACCUGUGUGGACUUUCUCUCGUGGAUAACUUUCCAGAUCAAGCCUCCAAGAUGGUGUUUGGCCAUGCUAUGCUAGCUGUCCUAGUGGCCUUGGUAGUCAUUACUUUCAGGCUGUUGUCUCACGGUAAACAUCUAUCGGUAUCAAGAUCGUCGUCAUCAGAGGAAAACCUCGGAAAACUCGCUCCCAAUGACACACAGCACAUACAGAAGGUCCUCCGCGAAGGUAUUAUCCUUGCCGGAGGCGCAGCUGCUAUCCUUCUACAGCUUGCCAUGCCGGGAAUUGGUAAAGCCAUCGACAUCCAUAGCAACUUUUCCUACCGGCCGCUUGACCGGCUGCGCACGACGAUGACUUUCAUCUACUGCAUGGCCUUUGGUACUCCACAGGAGAAACGGAUUGUCGUGGAUAUGGUCCACCGCGCCCAUGCUCCGGUCAAGGGAGCCGGCUACUCGGCCGACGACGUGCGCCUCCAACUCUGGGUUGCAGCAUCGCUCUAUGCCAUUGAUAUCAGUUUGUAUGAGGAUACUUUCGGAUGGAUGGACGAGGCGGCCGCGGAAGCCGUGUAUCGCGAGUACGCCGUGUUUGCAACAUCAUUGCGCGUACCCGUGGAGAUGUGGCCGGUCAAUCGCAAGGCAUUCUGGGCUUACUGGGACCAGCAGAUCGAACAGGUGGAGGUCACCCCAGAGGCGAAAGGUGUGGCGCAUGAUAUGCUAUAUAACAAGAGGCUUCCAUUGCACAUGAAGAUACUUAUGCCAUCUGUCAGGCUGAUUACGGCGGAGUUGCUUCCCCAACGGGUCGGAGAGGCAUAUGGUCUCAAGCGCACGAGGCUGGGGAGGGUGGCCUUGGGAGUAAUGAAAGCGACUUAUUCUUUGAUCCCGACAUAUAUCCGGACGUAUCCAAUGGCGUAUUAUCUGAAGGAUAUGCGGAGGCGGAUAGAACGACGGUCUGAUCGACGGUGAUCUGCAGUACUAUUUGUGUGCCAUGUUAGACUGCUCUUCGAAAAGUCCUAGGUGAAUCCUUGCCUAGAGUGGAAUAUAAUGGAUAAGAUUCGAUGGUACUGCACAGAAGCGACUUGACUUUACCUUCGUCUAGGGUUGACGAUCCAAGUCGAGUUUAUAGGGAGCUUUCGAAUAAGCAGGCUAAGCAGGUGGUGCACCAAGCUUCCAC